AAAUUUAUGCAAAAAAUAUUUCACCUUAUGUUGUUCCAUAGCAAAACCCUUAUGUGAGCAUUUAGAUUGGGCGAUGGGAAGAAAUAAACGUAAAUCAAGGAAAGUACGUCAAAUUUGUCAGCUCAACACCAACUCAAACGCCGAGUUAACUAGUAGUGACACGGUUUGGUCUGCACCACUAGAUGCGCGCAAAAAGCUGACCCUUAAGCGCAAAUAUCGAGAGUCAUGCAAAAGAUAUGAGGAAGAAUUCCAAAAGUUUACUCUUCUUAGAGAAUCGAAUAAUGCUAAAAUGCAUAAUUCUCUUCAAACUAAGAAAUUUACAACCCUAAACUAUAUUGACCCAGGUUUUGUUUUGAGCUCGGAAACUGAACACGUGUCCGAAACAUUAAGAGAUCCUCGUCCCCUAAGCUCGGUUGUAAAAUCUGAAAAGUGGCCACGACAAGUAUCUGAGGACUUUUUGGGAUCUCAAUCAUUCGCAGAAGCUAGAACAGCACGACCCGUGAAAGAUAAAACUGGUCAUGUUGAUAAUGAAUUCACAACUGCUUUCUCAUCAGGCAAUACUCAAAUGCAAGACAUGGCAAAGGCUGCUCGAAAGUUGACGAAACGCCGGCUGUGUGAUGUGCCGAUGGGAAAUGCCAUCGAAGACCCCAACGAGAUCAAAGUGACAAAUGUUUGCAGCACCGAAGAAAGCGAAGGUCUUUAUGAGGUUGAUCUGCAUGUUGAGUACAAGAUAAAGGCAGGGAGUACCAAUAAAGAUUAUAAGGAUCUCUUCGAUGAGUUCGUUUACCCUCAGAUGGACUUCGCUUACAUUUAUGAUCCGAGAUUCAUCUUUCCCCAUCACACGUACAAUUUGGCCAGACUGAUUAAUUUUCUGCACUCAAAGACUAACGUGAAGAGAGUCAUUUUAGAAACAAGCCCGAGACAGAGCACCAAAUCGCAGGUUUUAUCACUGAAUUGAACGCGCUCAAAAAGGGAGUUUUGUCUCUGGGCAUCGAAUUCGAGUUUUUCUGUGUUCCACUGGAUCUGAACAAGAAACCCUGGAUCCGAUUCGGACACAAGUGGAAAGUCUUUUUGGAUCGAGGUCUGGACGUAUUUACUGCCCCAGUAAAUGCCCUGGAGCGAGACAACAUGAGUUUGCGCAAAACAUUUGAGUUUGAAUUGUUAGCGAUCAAAUACAAGACUGACUAAAUGGCGUCUGAGUGGAAAAAAGCGUUUGAUAAGUGAAAAACUGAAACUGAUAGGUUUUUAUAACAAAACAACAGUCUUAAACUGACUCUUUUAAAACAACU
Symsagittifera roscoffensis is the source of this 1289-nucleotide messenger RNA. RefSeq lists its product as uncharacterized. Bases 74 to 958 code for a protein of 294 amino acids. The record is from RefSeq and is a predicted model, not a curated record. The transcript is spliced from 3 exons. Lineage: Eukaryota; Metazoa; Xenacoelomorpha; Acoela; Convolutidae.